AUUGUCCUGUGGGCGUAGCCCUUGUGCACCUCACAGCCGGCAAAAUGGCGCUUUCACAGAAGGAGCAGGAUAUUCAGAUGAUGCUGGCGGCCCAGUGCCACCUGGGCACCAAGAACUGCCACUACCAGAUGGAGAGGUACAUGUACCGCCGUCGCCAGGAUGGCAUUUACAUCAUUAACCUGGAGAAGACCUAUGAGAAGCUGCAGAUGGCUGCGCGCGUUAUCGUGGCCAUUGAGAACCCGCAGGACAUCUGCGUUCUGUCCGCCCGCCCUUACGGCCAGCGCGCGGUGUUUAAGUUUGCUCAAUACCUGGGGUGCAAGUCCAUGGCGGGCCGCCACACCCCUGGUACCUUCACUAACCAAAUUCAGAAGGCGUUCGAGGAGCCGCGGCUGCUCAUCCUCACCGACCCCCGCACCGACCACCAGCCGGUGAAGGAGUCGUCCUACAUGAACAUCCCCACCAUCGCCUUCUGCGACACGGAUAGCCCGCUCACCUAUGUGGAUGUGGCUAUCCCGGCUAACAACAAGGGCAAGCACUCGAUCGGUGUGCUGUACUGGCUGUUGGCGCGCAUGGUCUUGGAGAUGCGCGAGCAGGUCACCCCGGCCAACCCCUGGAACGUGAUGGUGGACCUGUUCUUCUACAGGGAGCCCGAGGAGACGAAGGAGGGUGGUGAGGACGAGGCGUACGAGGGCGAGGCCUACGCCCUGCCUGCGCCGGUGGGAGCCACGGAGACCUGGGGCGAGGCCCCCGUUGCGGCGCCGGACGCUGCCGCCCCCGGCUACGCUGUGGACGCUGGUGGCUUCGAGGCCGCUGCUGGCUUCGAGGCGGCUGCCCCCCCGCCAAUGGCUGGCUACGUCGCUCCCGAGGCUUUCGGUGGUGCCUUCUAGACGGCUCAUGUGGUUCAGCUCGAAGGACUGUGGCACAUAGAAGCGCACUUCGACCAACGCCCCUUUGGCUGUUGUGGGCGUUCAGAGGUGGCCUGGGAGAGAGAGCUGUAACUGUGAAAACUAAUUUGAGUG
Volvox carteri f. nagariensis is the source of this 1019-nucleotide messenger RNA. It is a transcript of the gene rpsA, whose product is annotated as component of cytosolic 80S ribosome and 40S small subunit. Gene Ontology annotation, molecular function: structural constituent of ribosome. The record is from RefSeq and is a predicted model, not a curated record. The transcript has 4 exons. The coding region runs from base 45 to 887 and encodes 280 amino acids. Lineage: Eukaryota; Viridiplantae; Chlorophyta; Chlorophyceae; Chlamydomonadales; Volvocaceae. Gene Ontology annotation, biological process: cytoplasmic translation; ribosomal small subunit assembly. Gene Ontology annotation, cellular component: cytosolic small ribosomal subunit; 90S preribosome; ribosome.